Messenger RNA from Belonocnema kinseyi, 1980 nucleotides. RefSeq lists its product as uncharacterized. Lineage: Eukaryota; Metazoa; Arthropoda; Insecta; Hymenoptera; Cynipidae. Bases 1 to 1980 code for a protein of 659 amino acids. The transcript has 2 exons. Gene Ontology annotation, molecular function: nucleic acid binding. The record is from RefSeq and is a predicted model, not a curated record.
AUGAUCAAAAUACCUAGACGAAUUCUUUGCACGGAGCCUAUAGAGAUUCAAUUACAUGGUUUUUCGGAUGCUUCUAAGACUGCAUAUGGAGCAUGUAUUUAUCUUAGGUCCAAGGGUCCAGAUGGCAACAUUUACACAAAUUUGCUUUGUUCCAAAUCUAGGGUUGCGCCGUUGCAGACUCAGUCUAUUCCUCGACUGGAACUUUGUGGAGCUCUGGAAUUGUCUAGACUAUGCUCCAAGGUCACACUCUCGCUUGAUUUAUCGAUUAACAAAAUUUAUCUUUGGUGCGAUGCAACAAUAGUAUUAGGUUGGCUCAAAAAAGAACCGAGCACUCUCCCAAUAUUCGAAUCGAACAGAGUUAGCAAAAUUCAAGAAUUGACAAGAACUGAGUCUUGGAGGUAUGUGCGCAGUGAAGAUAAUCCAGCAGAUUGUAUUUCUAGAGGUGUAGCUCCAAAUAUAUUGCAAGCCUCAAAAUUGUGGUGGGAAGGUCCAAAUUGUCUUAGAAAGGCCGAAAGGGAGUGGCCGUCAAUUUCCUUUUCAAUCAAAGAACCACCUGAAGUUAAGCAAUGCUACAAUGCAGUCACCAAAAACGAAAUUAAAGAGAAUUAUAUUAUGAUCAAGAGCUUCUCAAGUUUUAGUCGUCUAAUAAGAGUAGUAGCCUAUUGUAUAAGAUUUAUUAAUAAUUGCAGGUCAAAAAAUAAGCGAUUGAAUGGAACUUUACUUUCGCUAGAACUUACAGAAUCACAAUCAGCUCUCGCGAGACAAUCACAAAAAAAGUGUUUCCCUGCGGAGCUUGAAUGUUUAACUCAAAACGAAAAAAUUACUAAGGGAAGGUUAUCUCUGUUAAAUCCCUUCCUAGAUGAGCGCGGACUGAUUAGAGUUGGCGGUAGGCUUAGUAACUCCCAAUUCGACAGAGAAAAGAAACAUCCUAUAGUUUUGUUAGCAACCGACGAUUUCGCAAGACUUCUUUUCAGUAGUGAGCAUCAACGAUUGCUCCAUACCGGUCCUCAAUUGUUGCUCUCAUCUAUACGUGAACGAUUUUGGCCCAUAGGAAGUCGGAACAUGGCGCGAAAGGUGGUAAUGGAAUGUGUAAAUUGUUUUAAAGUGAAUCCAAGGUCGGUCAAUCCAAUGAUAGGUGACUUGCCUGAAACUAGAGUUACUCCUUCACCACCUUUCCACGUCACAGGUGUCGAUUAUGCAGGUCCCUUCAUUAUAAAGGACAGAAAAGGAAAAUUUUCCAAAACCAGUAAAUGCUACGUAAGCCUAUUUGUUUGUUUUUCCACCAAGGCUUUACACCUAGAGCUUGUCUCUGAUGCUACGUCAGAAGCUUUUAUAGCAAGUUUGCGUCGUUUUACAUCUAGGAGAGGAAAACCCGCUCAUAUGUAUUUCGAUAAUGGAACAAAUUUCGUGGGGGCAAGAAAUGAGCUUGAGCUACUCGGUAAGUUCCUACUUCGGGAUAGUAACAACUUGGUAGAAAAAAUCGAGAAUAUGGCAAUCGCGUGGCACUUCAUUCCAGCUUAUUCACCGCAUUUUGGAGGUAUUUGGGAGGCUGGAGUGAAACCUAUAACACCACUCUCUCCAGAUCCUAACGACUUUUCUCCUUUGACUCCUGCUCAUUUUUUAAUCGGAAGACCGCUUACUUCAAUUGCUGGUCCAGAUUUAAGCCAUUUGCCAGAAAAUAGAUUAUCCAGGUGGCAAUUAAUACAACGACUACAGCAGCAUUUUUGGGAGAGAUGGAGCAAGGAAUAUAUUUCAGAACUUCAAAAAAGAGUCAAAUGGAAGCAGCCUUAUCCAGAGAUUGAGGAGAAUUCUCUGGUUUUAAUGAAGGACAAAAUACUUCCUCCGUUACGAUGGAAGUUAGGAAGAAUCAUUCAUCUGCAUCCUGGAAAGGACGGAAUAGCUCGUGUUGCUACCGUUCGAUUUUCUACUGAUACUACCCGAGUCGCACUUCAUAAACUGUUCCCAUUACCUAUUGAUUAA